AUGUCUUUAUCGCUCUCGCAGCCUCGCUCGUCCAUUCAAGAUCGCUCUCGCGAUCCCCUCGCCCUGGAUCCUCCUGACCUCUCCGCCCUCUCUGGGAACCGACUCUGGCUGGGCGACCUUGCCUUUCCACAGACCACCCUCGGCCUCCCUGUCUCCGUCCUGCCUUCCGCCCCUGCCCCGAGAGAAGCUGCCGCCAACCUGGCGACCCUCGCGAUCCCCCCCGGCAUGGGGACGGGCCUGGAGGUCCAGCAACCGCUGAGUGCGCGGCGACCCGCCGCUCCCCCGUUGCCCACCUUCGAACUGCCCGCGCCGACCUUCACCGCGACGCCGGGCAAGUACCCUUCGCAGGCGCAUCCGCUGAACCAUCCCCAUCUCCCUCCUCCAAAUCCCACGGUCAUCGCAUCGCAGCCAGAAUCCACCGCGACCGCGACGACAACGACAGCCACAACGACCGCCGUGUCAUCGUCUCCGGAAUCGACCUCGUACUGGGCAGGCGGCUCAUAUAGCGGGAGUACCGGUACAGGCCGGCAGUGGACACCGAACCUGGGCUCGUCGUAUUCCAACCGAGAUCCCUUCAGCCCAUCCUUCCAUCGCAAUCCGGCGACCUCCACCCCCGGCGCCGACUCCAUUCCGCAGCCCCAGGCCCCGACAUACGACAUGAACCAGCUCCCUCCGUUCCAGCAGCCGCUCUCAGCAACCGCAACCGCACCACCCGCUCACAUGCCCGCCCACCCCAUGCUCAGCUCCCACCCCCCCGUCCCCUCGAACGACCCGUACAUGUCCAAAUCCUCCUCCGCACCCGCCUACGGCGCCGUCCUCUCCAGCCCACCGGGCUACCAAUACCCUCCUGCCGCACCGACCGGCCCACCACCACUACCCAUGCACCAUCCGCCACGCGUCGCGUCGAAUCCUCCCCCACCACACCUCAGCUAUCCGCCCCAACCACGGCAGCCCUGGCCGUCAUACAGCCUGCCCGCGAUGACCGGUCCCGUGAUGACGAACGUGCACUCGCCCGGCGGGCAGAUGUCGCUGAUGGGCCCGCCGCAGUCUGGGCUCCUGCCGGGUUUUAACAGCGGACUGGCGGCCAGCAUGCAGCAGAUGUAUGGCGGGCACCAUCCGCACAUGAUGCACGGGGCCGUCGGACCGACCAACGACCGGCCGUUCAAGUGCGACAAGUGCGGGCAGAGCUUCAACCGGAACCACGAUCUGAAACGGCAUAGUCGCAUCCAUCUGGCGGUUAAGCCGUAUCCUUGCCAUAGCUGCGAUAAGCAGUUUUCGCGGAAAGAUGCGUUGAAGGAUGCAAGGAUCCGAAUGAGCCAGAGAGAUCGGUCAAGGUCGAGGGGGGCGAGCAUUAACUUAUUCGCUCUCGACCCGCGUUGGCCCAUCGCAACGUAUCGCAAGAAACGCAACACGGCUCGAACCCAAAUCGUGCGCUCGUCGAACACAAACCGGCUAUCCACGUUGAAACUGCACCAUGUCGAUGACGGUGGAAAUAGGACAGAGGACAGAGGAAUGACGGAGGAUAUGAGAGGAAAAAGGCAGGUCGCAGCACUCGAAGCACUCGAGCCGCAGCCCGCCGACUCGGAACGAGUCAACAACCCCCCCUCGACCUCUUUCUCCUCUUCAGCACAUACCAAUCCACCCUCGAGUCUCGACGCCCCUACUCCCCAGCUCCAACACCUCCAACAAGGUUCAACUGGUUGUCCUUCUUGCCAUCGGCGCGAAACACAAAUGCAAGUGUCGAGUACGUUUACGUUUAGGGAUGCCGGAGGGACGGGCUCGCUUUCGUUCCCGUCUAUCACCACGCACGACUCUCCUCCGGCCCCUUCUACCACUACCAGGGAUAGCUGGAGUAUGGGCGUGGAUGUGGAUGUGGAUGUGGAUGUGGAAGAGGAGGACGGCGAGGACGUGGAAGAGGAAGAGGAAGAGGAAGAGGAAGAGGAAGAGGAAGAGACGCACGCCCUCUACGCGCAUCCAUGGCUCUCCUUCUGA
Molecule: messenger RNA, 1992 nt
Organism: Aspergillus mulundensis
Lineage: Eukaryota; Fungi; Ascomycota; Eurotiomycetes; Eurotiales; Aspergillaceae
Product: putative C2H2 finger domain protein
Exons: 4
Coding region: 1-1992 (663 amino acids)
Biological process (GO): regulation of gene expression
Cellular component (GO): nucleus
Source: RefSeq, a predicted model, not a curated record